AUGAAUGUUGUACAUUUGUUUGUUUUUAUCACUUCAUGUGCCGGAUACGCCUUAAACACAGUUUCAGUCUCAUUCAACAGUGUGUCGAACAGAAUGAAGAGCGGUUACAACCAGCCACAAGGUUCGUUUCAUCCACAGAACAACUGCCUGAAUCGAAGUAAAAACAAGUUGGAAUUUAGUAUAUUCGCUAAAAAUCCAUCUUUUGAAAGGAAACAGAGGCAGCAGAGAAAGUCCAAAAGACUUAAGCAAGUAUUGCCACUGGAGCACAUGAGCAUGACGAAGCAGAUGGACAACCUGGUGAGAAAAAGCAAGCUGAGACAACAAAGGCUAUUCGGUUACAGACUGUCCGAAUUGCCAGGAGACGGAGGCGUAAUACCUCUUUUAGAAAAGAAGAUUGACAAGCCGGCCUGGGUAAGGAAAUACUUCUCAGCAUACAAGGGCAGGGACGCGGAGUACGUCCGAAGUAGCAUGAACGACGAUGAGAUGGUGAACAAAAUAUGCGCUGAGCCCUAUAAAACAGCUGGAAAGUUUAAAACCGUUGGGCCUCUCGUCGACAACUUCUUCUAUGAGGUCGUAGAACGGGUAUUUGGCCCGGAGGCCUUCCUUCAGGCCACGUUCAAGAAGACCGUUGCCUCCAUAAGGAAGCAUCACGAGGAGGCGACCCCCGGCACCCAGAACUACUACGGACUCCAGGUGGAGACGCUGUUUAGUCACCUGGACCCUGAGGACAUGGAGAAGCUCCGAAAGGUCGAGAUUCUGGUCAAGAGCGGGAAGAUUGACCCGAGUCUUUUUUCUUCAAAAUAUGACCCGAUGCUUAGUGGCAACGAUGCCGGCGGCAGCACCAAACGCGCAGACUUUGACGUCGACGCCGAAUGA
This is a messenger RNA of Theileria orientalis strain Shintoku, 876 nucleotides long. RefSeq lists its product as hypothetical. The transcript has a single exon. NCBI's taxonomy places the organism in Eukaryota, Apicomplexa, Aconoidasida, Piroplasmida, Theileriidae. The coding region runs from base 1 to 876 and encodes 291 amino acids. The record is from RefSeq and is a predicted model, not a curated record.